This is a messenger RNA of Olea europaea var. sylvestris, 1848 nucleotides long. RefSeq names its product BTB/POZ domain-containing protein NPY1-like. The record is from RefSeq and is a predicted model, not a curated record. The transcript has 4 exons. The coding region runs from base 791 to 1672 and encodes 293 amino acids. NCBI's taxonomy places the organism in Eukaryota, Viridiplantae, Streptophyta, Magnoliopsida, Lamiales, Oleaceae.
AGGCACAUUUCCUUCCCAGUUUUAUCUGAUCUACUCUGUCAACACCACACACUCGGACCCUACUGCUCCACCCCACGCCACCCCACCCCCUAUGCCAUCCCUCUCUUCUUCCCAACUCCCAGCACGCACACACACCAACGCUUCUCUCUUCUGCUGGAUACAGAAAAAGCAGAGCGACAACUUCAUCAGUAUAUUCAGUCCCCCAUCAGACUACACAUACGAAUAUAUAAAGAUAAAGACACACAUAUACAUACACACAAGUAUAUAUAGAGAGAAAAGGCAGGUGGGAUCUUGAGAUUUGUGAGUUAAAAAAGAGAUCUUGGAAAAUCAGUAGGAGUUAAAGCAAUGGCGGCUGAGUGUAAUUAUAGGGUAGUUGUGAAGUAAUGUUUCACAGUAAUGGCAAUGUAUCAUCAUCAAUGUGAUGUAUUUGUUUGUAAGAAAAGCAGAUAAGGAGGAAAAAGAAAGAAAGCCAUAUAUUUUUUCUUGGUUUUGUUGGCUCGAGAAUCGAGGCAAUUUUUCAGCUGAUGAGUUUGUUUUCUUGUGUUUGGUUUGCAGUUCUGUGAUCAUAUCAUAAAUUCUUAUAUGCAUAAUGCAUUGUAGUGAGAAUAAGAUGAGUGGCGAAUGGAUAAAGUUUGGUGCUUUGGUCCCUUUUAUGCAGUAAACGUGUUUCAGUUUUCCCAGAAUUUGCAGCUCGCUUGCCUGCUCAUUAGUUAUUUGUGUUUCUUGAGUGAAAUUGGGGGUAGUACAAGUUCUUCCGCGGAGUGAAGAGGCCAAUUUCAGAAACAAGAAAAUGAAGUUUAUGAAGUUGGGAUCAAAGCCUGAUGCAUUUCAAGCUGAAGGCAGCUGUGUAAGGUAUGUGUCAUCUGACCUGGCUACAGAUGUUAUCGUAAUUGUUGGUGAAGUUAAGUUUCAUCUUCACAAGGUAUAUUCUAUCAAACCAUUUGUGCAUAUUUUUUGCCUAUUCGGGCAUGGUUCCUGGUUGAACGUCGGAAAAGUUGUUGAUGGUUAUCUUGCGGAAAUUGCUCGUGAUAUAAAUCUCUCGGUCUCGAGUUUUAUUGAGCUAUCACAGUCAAUCCCUGAGUCAGCCAGACCAAUUCAUGAUGGAAUUUACGGUGCCAUUGAUGUCUAUUUGAAGGAACAUCCUAAUCUUACAAAAGCCGAACGGAAGAAAUUGUGCGGGCUUAUGGACAUUAAGAAAUUGACGACGGAUGCAUCAAUGCACGCUGUACAAAACGAAAAGCUACCUCUUCGUGUUGUUGUUCAAGUCUUAUUUUUCGAGCAGGUUAAAUCGGCUGCUGGAAUCCAAUCCGUAAACAACAGUACUGAUGCUGAUGCAUUGGAUGCCUCAAGAAACACGGAGGAAAAUCUAGCUGAAAUAGUGCCAGAACCCCGUAAAUCCCUGAGGAAACAGAUGGACGACAUGAAAAUAAAAGAAGAUGAAUUGCAGAAAAAUGGAAAGUUGACGAAAACGGGUAGUAAAAGCAGAGAUCCCGUGCAACUGCUGCCAUCUCGGUCGAGGAAAAUUUUUGAUAAGCUUUGGAUUGUGGGAAAAGGACAUGGAAAUGGAGAGAUUAAGAGUUCUGAUACUUCAGGGAGUUCUCAAAGCCCAACUUCAUUGAUUCAAGGGGAGACAAAAUCCACUUCAAGACAGAGAAGAUACUCUAUUUCUUAGAGGAUUAUUUUAGAGUUUAUUUGAAGUAGAUCAAGGGAGGGAAAUUGAAUCACUGAAAUGUAAAGUGGUAGGAAUUCUAUUACAGUAGAUAAAUUUGUUUUUAUGUUGUUCCUUUCAUCUGAUGGUUAUUGUAUUGUGACUUAUAUUUGUGUAUGAAUGUGAUUUACUUUACAAGG